This is a messenger RNA of Trichomonas vaginalis G3, 210 nucleotides long. RefSeq lists its product as uncharacterized. The annotation marks the transcript as partial. Lineage: Eukaryota; Parabasalia; Trichomonadida; Trichomonadidae. The record is from RefSeq and is a predicted model, not a curated record. The transcript has a single exon.
AUGCUUCAGGUUGAAAAACAAAGAACAAAAGUAGCAGAUACAAAACCGUUAGACUAUAUCUUUACAAAUGCUGGUAGGACUAUUUCAGAUGAAGAAAUUUCAUCCCGAGUAUACAGGUUUGACUAUCCAAUUCGUUGGCUUCAAAGUCCUUCAGAUGCAAAGGCAAUAGGAUUUAGAAGAGUUUUGUUUUCAAAUAGAACUAACGCAUUU